This is a messenger RNA of Penicillium diatomitis, 3396 nucleotides long. RefSeq names its product RNA-binding ribosome biosynthesis protein MAK21. Lineage: Eukaryota; Fungi; Ascomycota; Eurotiomycetes; Eurotiales; Aspergillaceae. The coding region runs from base 1 to 3396 and encodes 1131 amino acids. The record is from RefSeq and is a predicted model, not a curated record. The transcript is spliced from 4 exons. Gene Ontology annotation, cellular component: nucleus.
AUGGUCAAAGGUAAAGGGAAGCGCUCUUCUGGCGCAAACGAUACCUCUCACCAGGGGAUCCCAAGUUCCGAGAAUACCACCGUUCCCGACAUGCAAAUGCCCAAUAUUGACGAGGGUGCUUUCGCUGGACUACGACAGAAGAUUGAACAACGCUUGAAGGAUCAAAGCUCUGGAAAGGGAAAAUCAAAGAACAGCAGCAAACAGAACACUGCCAUUUCUAGUGUUUCUGCUCCCAAAGAUCAAAAAUCUGAGAACAAGGUCGGAAAGAAGGACGGAGGUUCCGUGCAAGGCAGAAAGCGGGAUCGCACCGGGCAAGUGAUCGCAAGAGAUGCGAACGAAGGAGGAAAUCGCAAUGCGGCUCAGCCUGCUGCUGGAUCAAAACCAGGCAACCUCCAGGAGGCUCUCCGCCAAGAAGUUUUAGCGUUGGGAGGUACUGAGGAGGAUCUUGAAUUACUUGCAGACAUCGAGUCCGAAUCGGAAGUUGAAGGGGAGACUUACAAGCCCAAAUCAAAGGGCGGCGAUGAGGACCUCCGUAAAGAGCUCUCCAAGAUGCUCGAGGCGGCCGGUCAUGUUGUUCCCGAUGACUUAGCCGAAGACGAGGUUGAAGAGGAUGAAGCUGAGGCCGAGGAAGAGGAAGAGGAAGGCCAGGACCCCGAAGAUGAAGGCUCUGAAGGUGAUAGUGAAGAGACAAGUGAUGUUGAGGACAAUGUAUCAGAAGUGUCUGAUAUUGAGGAAUUGAAGGCGGCACCCAAGGCCAGGGAACCGGAAAUUGUGAUUCCCAAGGAAUUCGCGAAGCUUGCGAUCAUGCCUCGAUCUGACUGGUACACUGCUCCUCUACCACCGCUUGCUAGCGCAAAGCAGGUGAGCGCCUUGCCUCGUCACCUCAUUGACCGCAUCCAUGAGCUCGCCAAUUCCCUCCUCCAAGCCGAGAACGAUGAAUACGCAAAGGCCCAGCAAGCUUCUGCCUCUUCAUCGCACAAAUUCUAUACCACCAUUAUGAGCUCCGGUACACUGAGUGAUAAGAUCUCUGCCCUCACCCUGGCUGUGCAAGAGUCGCCUCUUCACAACACCAAAUCCCUGGAGACCCUUAUAGGACUCGGAGGCAAGCGAAGCCGUGCCCAAGCUGUCGAGGUUCUUCGUUCUCUCAAGGAUAUGUUCGCACAGGGCACGAUCUUGCCGUCUGAUCGUCGGUUGAAAUCUUUCGCCAACCAACCUGGUCUCGUUGCUGCGUUCCAGGGCGCUGGCGGACGAUGGACAGAACGUGAUCCGCUCCCGGGUGGUCUCCAGAAAAGUCAUCUCAUCAUCUGGGCCUUUGAAGAUUUCUUGAAAGAGCAGUAUUUCGCGAUUCUCAAGAUUUUGGAGGUCUGGUGUAAUGAUGAGAUCGAAUUCUCGCGAUCGCGCGCCGUCAGUUACGUUUACGAGCUGCUUAAGGAGAAGCCUGAACAGGAGGCAAACCUGCUGCGUCUACUCGUCAAUAAACUCGGUGACCCGGGCAAGAAGAUUGCUUCCCGGGCCUCUUACCUUCUUUUGCAGCUUGAACAAACACACCCUAUGAUGAAACCACUCAUUAUCAAGGCUGUUGAAGAAUUGCUCUUCCGUCCCGGCCAAAGUCAGAACGCCAAAUACUACGCUAUCAUUACUCUCAACCAGACAGUUCUCAGUUUGAAGGAACAACAGGUGGCCAUGCAACUCUUGGAUAUCUACUUCGGAAUGUUCGUCAUACUUUUGAAGCCCAACCAAUCUGACAAAUCGACACCGCAGGGCAAGGCCCACGGCAAAAAGGGACCCAAGGGUAAGGGUAAGGGCAAGGGUAACAAGCAUGCUAUGAAGGGCGAGGCACAAGACGACGAGAUGCGUGAGAAGCUGACUUCUGGUGUCUUGACCGGUGUCAACCGCGCGUACCCUUUCUCGGAUGCCGACUCCGACCGGCUUUCGAAGCACAUUGACACUCUCUUCCGAAUCACACAUUCGUCCAACUUCAACACCAGUAUUCAGGCACUGCUUUUGAUUCAACAACUCACUGGUACAACCCAAGUCGCCAGUGAUCGGUUUUACAGGACUUUGUAUGAGUCUCUCUUGGACCCUCGUGUGGCCACUUCUUCGAAGCAGUCGCUUUAUCUGAACCUACUUUUCAAAGCCCUCAAGAAUGACUUGAACGUGCGACGGGUCAAAGCCUUCGUCAAACGUUUGGUUCAAGUGCUGGGCAUGCAUCAGCCUGCCUUCAUCUGUGGUGUCUUUUACUUGAUUCGCGAAUUGGAGAAGACAUUCACUGGCCUCCAGUCAUUAUUCGAUCAGCCGGAGGAUAAUGAGAGCGAUGGCGAGGAAGUCUUCCGUGACGUGCCUGAUGAGGACGAUGAGCCUGCACCUGCACCUGUUGUCAGCAAGCCCAAACAGACAAACGGAUACGACCCUCGCAAGCGUGAUCCUGAGCACAGCAAUGCGGAUAAAACCUGUCUCUGGGAAUUGCUCCCCUACCUUUCCCACUUCCACCCAUCAGUCUCGGUCAAUGCCUCCAAUCUUCUGGACCACGAGGUGAUGAGCGGCAAGCCAGACAUGACCAUUCAUACUCUCACACACUUCCUCGACCGAUUUGUCUACCGCACUCCCAAGGCCAGUGCUUCGUCACGUGGCGCCUCGAUCAUGCAGCCCCUCGCUGGUGGGGAAGCGAAGGAUCGUUUGGUGGAAGCUGGCAAGUCUGCGCUUCAAGGGCAGCCCCUCAAUUCGGAGAACUUCUGGAAGAAGAAGGCCGAUGAGGUCGCCGCUGAGGAUGUCUUCUUCCACGAGUACUUCAACCGUGUCAACAAGGACAAGGCCAAGGUCAAGAAGGCCAAGGGCGCCGAAGCAAGCGGCGAGCGUGACGCGGAUGACACGGAUGCCAGCGACAACGAGUCCGAGAUCUGGAAGGCACUUGUCGACUCUCGGCCCGAACUGGAAGCGGAUGACGAUGAUGAUGACGAUCUGGACAUGGAUGAUCUGGAUUCCGCGUUUGAUGAUGACGAGGAGGAGGAGGGCGAGGCCGCCGGUAGCGAUGAAGUCAUCUUCAAUGAUGAAUCAGACGUGCCAUCCGACGAUGACAUGGCCGAGGCCAGCGACUUUGGUCUGGAGGAAGAGGUCGAGCCUGCGCCGUCGUCGAAGAAGGCCGCUAAGAAGGUUGCCAAGAAGGUGGAGAAGGAUGAGGACGAGGAUGACUUUGACAUGGAUGUCUCGGACGACGAGGCCUUCUUCAACAGCGACGAUGAUCUGCCUUCUGAUGUGGAACUUGGUGGUGUCGCCCUGGAGCCCGAAACGGAGGCAGCGGACAACAAGAAGAAGCGCCGCAAGCUCAAGCACCUGCCCACCUUUGCCUCGAUGGAGGACUAUGCGGCCCUGCUGGCCGACGAGGACGAGGGCAUGUAA